GUUCAAAAUGGUUAUCGCAAAGAAAUGGAGAUAAAUCUGUCACUAUCGACUUUCAAAUCGAAGCGCAAGCAUUAUGGGCUAAACUAAAUGAAUAUAAUGUGUUUGGUGAUAAAUGCAGUUCUGAGAGUAAUUUAACCAAGAAUUUUUCAGACCUCUUUGAAUUAUUACUACAAAUACGAUUCAGCUUUUAUCCGUUGAUACCUUACACCAAAAGAUGGUAUGAAAAAUACGCACUUCUUGAUCGUGUACACUCAGAAGUCGAUCGGCUAAUUAGAGAAGAACUGGAACAUCGUGAAGAAUCUACUAUAACCAAAGCGGAUUUGCUAAGUCUUUUACUCAAAGAUGAGGAACUUGAUGAAGAGAUUGCUCGCGCUGAAAUUAUGACCUUAUUGUUUGCUACGUUUGAUAAUUUUACGGGUUUAUCUUAUAUUUUGCUCAAAUUUGCAGAGCUUAAAGAUGUCCAGACAAAAAUACGAAACGAAGUUCAAAGUGUAUGGGGAAAUGAUAGUCCCACCAAAUUGGACGAUUUGACGAGUUUAGUCUAUACUCGAGCUGCCAUCAAAGAAGCUUUAAGGCAUGGCGGCACUGGCAAUUUCAACUUUAGGGUCCUAACACAAGAUUAUCGAAUUCAAAACAAAUACUUUAUACCAAAAGGCGCCCAUGUUGUAACCCCUGUGCGUUUGCUUCACAAAAAUCCCAACCAUUGGGAAAAUCCCGACAAGUUUGAUCCCGAACG
Paraglomus occultum is the source of this 736-nucleotide messenger RNA. NCBI's taxonomy places the organism in Eukaryota, Fungi, Glomeromycota, Glomeromycetes, Paraglomerales, Paraglomeraceae. The record is from the annotation of a GenBank genome assembly.